Messenger RNA from Homalodisca vitripennis (glassy-winged sharpshooter), 1140 nucleotides. RefSeq lists its product as uncharacterized. The transcript has 2 exons. Lineage: Eukaryota; Metazoa; Arthropoda; Insecta; Hemiptera; Cicadellidae. The record is from RefSeq and is a predicted model, not a curated record. The coding region runs from base 1 to 1140 and encodes 379 amino acids.
AUGGAGACGGCUGCAAGGAAAAAGAGUUACGACACUAAACUAAAAUCGCUACGUAAAGAAUAUAUGGCAGAAUAUAUAAACAAAGCUGACAACAGGUCCAGAGCGUUAUGGCAAGUGGUAAAUAACCAGCGUAAGGCUAAAACUGACAACAACACAGAAUUGCUCCUCCUCAUGGACAACACCAUUAUAACACAACCAGCAGAAGUGGCAAACUGUUUCAACACAUUUUUCUCAACUGUGGCACACAGAACACUCCAAAACUCUGAUCUUAAUCCGAACCCAGACCCAGAUGACUAUGAACCACCUCCACCUAUAAAGCAGAACUUACACUUCAAACCAGCAACAACUAAUGAAAUCUUAAAAAUCAUAGACUCCCUAAAACCAAAAACCUCAUCUGGAGCAGAUCACAUAUCAGCUAAACUUGUAAAAGCAUGUAAAAACGAACUGUUAAGACCACUCACCCUUAUAACUAACAAAUCUCUUUCACAAGGAAUUUUCCCCAACCAAUUAAAAAUAGCUAAAGUCUACCCAAAGUACAAAGCCGGACCACAUAAUGACACAAACAGCUAUCGACCUAUUUCACUCAUUUCUACUUUUUCAAAAAUUUUAGAAAAAGUUGUCUUACACAGACUCCUAAACUACCUUGAGGAAAACAAACUUCUUACUUACCAACAACACGGAUUCCUAAAGGGCAGAUCAACAUCCACAGCCUUAAUACAAUUCAUAGAAUACAUUAUAGAUCAACUGGAAGAAGGCUGCACAGCAACCUGCCUCUUCCUAGACUUCAGUAAGGCUUUUGAUUGCCUAAAUCACGAACAACUACUCCAAAAACUAGGAAACCUUGGUAUAAGAGGAAAAGCUCAAAGCUGGUUCCGUAGCUACCUGACUGAUAGAAAGAUGUUUGUGGAACCAAGACACUCAGAUCUGCACCAGCACAACACUAGACAUGCCUCGGACUUCGCAUUGCCCCCACACCAUCUGAGCCUAUACAAGAGGAAACCAUCCUAUAAAGGAGCCGCCUACUUCAACCACCUUCCAGAGCACUUAAAGAACCAACCACCUCACCGCUUCAAGAAACAACUGACUCUGUGGCUCCAAGAGAGACCUUUUUACACAGAAGAAGAAUUUACAAACAGCUAA